Molecule: messenger RNA, 3582 nt
Organism: Pyrenophora tritici-repentis Pt-1C-BFP
Lineage: Eukaryota; Fungi; Ascomycota; Dothideomycetes; Pleosporales; Pleosporaceae
Source: RefSeq, a predicted model, not a curated record
AUGUUCACAGGUACGAAGGUCCUGGAGGCCCACAAUACGAUGAUUUGCCACCUUCGCGCACCAUCGAGGAUUGUACAGGAUUACAUACGAGGGGCAAAUGAGGCCUUCUUUGCGCCGCGAGGCCUCACCGUCUCAUUCCGCAGCGAACCUGUGCUUCUCGAUUCCUUGCCCAUCCCAGCGGGCAGACGAGCUGCCAUCCUCGCCGAUUUCCUGGAAGUGACUCGGGGUGCUGAGUGGCGCGCAAAACAACUAUAUCCCUGGAUUGAGGCUCUUCAUGCUAAUGUGGAUGGUAUCACGACCCCGAGUGAGCGUGUACUCAGGUUGCACGAGACUGGCGUGCGUUACGCAAGUCAGAGAACACAAUCAGACCCACCUAGUCACAACGAUGACGACGACUACCCAGUUGAGAAGUUGCACAUAUACCAUUCGGAAGAGGAUGAAGACCCGCCACACUCUAUACCUGGACCUUCAGAGGAAACGCGCCACGGUUCUGGCCACCGUGGACGAGACCAUCAUCAUCAUCAUCCUCGAGGUCAACAAGGAGGUCACUGGUCGCCAUUUGGCAUGCCAGGUCAUGGACCCUUUGGUGCACCCGGAAGAGGACCUUUCGGCCCUCCUGGUAAUGGGUCCUUUGGUCCUGGUCGAGGACCAUUCGGCAGGCGUGGCCGUGGCUAUGCUGGCUGUCGUGGUCCAGCAGGUCCCUUCCAACAGACAGAUCCUUGGCGUGGCAAUGAGUGGGCUGAGGUGGGCAAAGAACUUGGAAAGAUUGGCGAGCAAUUUGGAAAAUCGAUGGGUAAUUGGGGCAUUGAAUUUGGAAAGCGUGCCAAUUCUUGGGGUCUGGAUGUAGGGAAGAUGGCCAGCGGAAGUGGUUCGCAACAACGAGGUGCACCUGGACCGGCAUAUGAGCAAGUACAUGACGACCUACCGCCGUCGUAUGACUCUCCUCCUGGCCAACAGUCUGGUGUCUUUCACGGAGAUCGGAAAGUUGAUCCCGAUUCUUCUACCUCGACGGCAGAAAAGGGCAAGAGUAAGGAAAAAGACUUGGCCAUGGACGACGAUUCCGACACUUCAUCAAUCUCAUCUGAUACAUCCGACUCCUCCGAUUCAGACUCUGACUCCGACUCCGACAUCCCCGACACAGAUGCCAUCUUCGCCACCCGCCUUCGCACCAUCAACGCCGAAGCCACCGCCGCCACCCGAAAAGGCAAAAAGAGCGCCUCGGAAAUCUCCCGCGAGCGCGCCCUUGCCAUUGAGAAAGCGGAAACCGAAAAAGAAAACACAGAUCUCAAAAUCGCAAGUAGGAUCUCGAAACGUGCUGCAACCCGCGAUCUAAAGCAACGCCGUCGCGAGCUAAAGCGCCAACACAAGCAGAAGAAGCGCGAGCUGCGUGCUGUGCAUGAUAGGAAGGGGAAGGGGAAAGCGAGAAAGAGCAGGGAGUGGAAGGAGGCGAAGAAGGAAUUCAAGGAGAAGAAGAAGGAGCUUAAGAGGGAGAGGAUGGCUGUUAGGAGACAGUGGCGUGAGGGUCGGGAUAGCGACGCAAACAGAUGGGCUUCUUUUCCAGUUUCCCUUGUGUUCCCUCACUGCUCAGGCAUGCCGUUGGCGGUGGCGGUUUCGUACAAUGACGUCGCUAUGCGCUCCUCCGCGGAGCCUCUUACCAACAAACGAACUCACCACCGGGGCAACACAACUCCGCAGAACUCACCGAGCAGCAUGACAACCAUUAAUCCUAAGAAAGAGUUCGUUCAAAUCGAUGAGUUAGACAUAGGACUUGAAAGAUCACAAAUCACCAGUCAAGGCCAGAUCGAGCUCCCUGAAAGGAGAUCAACGAGCAGCAGCAGCGACUUCGACGGUGUUCAGCCUGAUACUCAAUCAUCUACUCACCAGCUACUAAACAAAGUAAAGCGGAAGAAACGUCAUGCCACCAUCAAGAUCAGAGAAGCACUUCACAUUGCAAAGCCCGCAGAUGAUGCCAAGAAACUGGAACCGGAAGCGUUGGUACUUGCUGAUACAGCCGCGGUUGGAGAGUCGAAUUCUCGACUUGAUGAUAAGUCGACUGCGCCAGAGAAACAUGGUGUUAAGGAUGUCUUAAGGUAUCCGAUUGAUACUGUGAAGAAGAUGGGAUGGUCUCGGGGCAACCAAGAGCUGGCAGAUAACAUAGCAGUUUCAGAAAUGCCACAUGGCCAGGAGGUUGACUUGGUCCAGGCGGCGACCACCGCAUCCCAAGCUCAAACAGAAGAGGGGAAGCAGCAAGCCAAAGAAACGCUUUCCGAAAUGUUAAGACAGCGACAAAACACCUACGUCCGCUGGUCUCUCGACCGACAUGUCACCAAACUCCGCGUCCUACCACGAAACACAAUAAAGCUCAAACCGCGCUCAGACUUCACCACCACAGACAGCCAAGGAACCACGACCAUCGACUGGAAAAACUACACCACCCACCUCCUAGACUACUACGCCCACCAAUACGGUGGCCAAUACAUCGGCUCCAGCUCGUCCCCACCAAUCCCCUCCAAAGAAACAAUAAUGCCCAACCUCGAGCGCCUCAUCGUCGCCACCUCGCCCUUUCAAGAAUUCCUCAUGACAACCCGCCGCGUCUACCUCUGGCAACAUCCCCGCGAAACAGCAAAAUACCUCGUCAUCUACUCCACACUAUGGUAUCUCGACCUCCUCCUGCCUGGCGUUCUCUCAGCCAUCUUGUAUCUGGUGGCUCAACGCCGCUGGCACACGCAAACAAUGCACGAUCUCCGCGACGAUAUCCAACACCGAGAAAACACACACCGCACCGCCCUCUCCCUGACCGAGUUUAUAGAAAAACGCGGCAACACAAACUGGGCCCACGACCUGUUACAAGAAAUCGGCCCUUGGCUCAUGAUCCAACUCGCCGAUUUGGCAAAUUUCUUCGAAACCGUGCGGAACUUUUACGAGUGGCGGAAACCUUUGCGGACGUUUUCUGUGCUCGUGAUGCUGGCUUUGGGUAUCUUGGCUACGGUGUUGGUGCCACUGGGGGUGCUGGUCAAGACGGCGACGGCGAUGGGGGGCGUGGCGUUUUUUGGGUUGUUUCCAGUUGGGGUGAAUUUUCAGGAGUACAGGUUGUUGGUUUCGCCGGUGAAGAGGCUGUUGUGGAAUGUUCCGACGCAUGCGGAGUGGGCGGUGAGGUUUGUGCAGGCGGAGGGGGUGAGGGUGUUGGUGGAUUGGGAACAGGAACAACGGCGGUGUGAGCAGGAUGAGCAGAAGGAGUCUGCUACAUCUACCAAACCUGACACUAGGGAUUUCGCGUCGUACCCAGCACACUUCCAAAAGACAGCAGGAUGUCUCAUUAUCAGCGCAAUGGGCAUACGUUUCCAAACCACACACUCACCACACGUCGUCCUCUUUGCCCUGCCUUACGACAAGCUUUGUAACCUGGAGAAGCAGAACCGGCAUGUGGAGAAAGUGGCGAAGAUACUAAAGGCAUACGAGAAAGAUCUCAGGCUGGUGGAUGAAGAGGGUAGGGAGUGGGUGGUGCAGGGCAUGGAGAAGAGAGAUGAGGUUUUUAGCCAGAUUGUGGGGUUUAGUCGGAAGGAGUGGCAGGUUGUGUGGUAG